Molecule: messenger RNA, 2187 nt
Organism: Aethina tumida (small hive beetle)
Lineage: Eukaryota; Metazoa; Arthropoda; Insecta; Coleoptera; Nitidulidae
Product: sphingosine-1-phosphate phosphatase 2
Exons: 4
Coding region: 115-1218 (367 amino acids)
Biological process (GO): phospholipid dephosphorylation; sphingosine metabolic process
Cellular component (GO): endoplasmic reticulum membrane
Molecular function (GO): sphingosine-1-phosphate phosphatase activity
Source: RefSeq, a predicted model, not a curated record
CCGAAAAUGGCCCCAAAAUUAUAGGUUAGCCUAUUUACUUCUAACAUGAUUAGAUUUUGAAUCAGUUUUAGUACAUUUUCUCUAUUUGUGAGUGUCGGUCGUCGGAGUCGGAAAAUGGACAUGGUCGAAUAUAUGAAACAGCCGGAACUGGUUGCGAAAAUUCAAAAUUACUUUGGUGUUAGAACAGAAAAGGCAAACAAAGACUCAAAAAUUGAAGACCUAGUGACCAACAAAUACUGGUAUUAUUUAUUCGUUUUUGGAACGGCCCUUGGAGAUGAAUUAUUUUAUACCAGUUUCAUCCCAUUCUGGUUUUGGAAUGUUGAUGGGGCUGUUGGUAGGAGGGUUGUCCUUGUGUGGGCCAUUGUUAUGUAUAUCGGGCAGGGCAUAAAAGAUAUCCUUCAGUUGCCCAGACCAGGCCCACCAGUAGUCCGUCUCCAGAACAAAUGGGCUAUGGAAUAUGGCAUGCCAUCAACCCAUGCAAUGGUGGGAGUGUCAAUUCCAUUUUCUGUUUUAUUGUAUACCAUGGAUAGGUACCAAUAUGAUUUUUUCACAGGGUUGAUAAUUGCUGUAAUUUGGUGCAGUGUUAUAUGUAUCAGCCGGUUAUAUUUAGGGAUGCAUUCAGUAUUGGAUAUUGUGGUUGGAUUGGGUUUAGCAAUAUUGCUGAUGUUUCCUUUGGUGCCUUUGGUUGACUAUUUGGAUAAUUAUUUCUUAACCAAUCAAACUGCCCCAAUUUUAUUGCUCGUCAUGUCUAUUUUAAUGAUUGUAUAUUAUCCAAAUAGUGGAAAAUGGACACCAACCAGGGGAGACACCACAAUGAUCCUGUCAGUUUGUGUAGGCCUACACAUUGGAGCCUGGUUGAACUAUCGCACCGGCAAAAUGACACCCCCCGGACUUCAACCUCCAUAUGCCAUAAUGUGGCCCUCUUACACCAUGAUUGGUUGCAUACUGUUGCGAACUGUCAUAGGAUUCGCCGGCGUCCUGGUGACUAGGGCGCUGUUAAAGAAGUGGUCUUACAAUUUUAUCUGCACCUUGCUGAAACAAGACGCCGACAAUAUUAAGAAGUCAGAGAAUACGCUCCAAAACAAGCACAAGACGAUUGCCGAGUUGGGGUGCAAGUAUAUUACUUGUGCCGCCAUCGGUUUUAACAUUAUUUACUUUCUACCUCAGAUGUUCAGGUUGAUGAGGCUCGAACGGCCUACGUUUUUUACGGAGAUCUGAUAAUUGUUUUGGAUCCCAUCUCGAUUUUCAUUUGCAAGAUCUGCAAGAUUUUUAUGGGCUGUUGCAAACUGUUCCUGUGAGGUGGUCUUUCAUUAAGAACAUAUCAUUUUUAGACAAUACUUAGUCAAUUAAAGCUUGUUGUAGGUACUACAAUUGUGAUUUUUAUCUGGCCUUAUUAACUUAUUUCAAUAUUAUGUGCAAAUACAUUUGCGUUUUAAUCUGUAGUCUGGAAUCUAGUCAUGAGACAUUUGCGGCAGUCCUCUACAUAUCUGUUUUUGUUAUUUACCUUUUUUGCGAGAUUGGGAUUCUAGUUGCUUUUAUUUUAUACAAUUCUUAAGAUACUAAAUUUUCUGAUCUGCUGUAAAUAUCGCAAAUAAAACGUUUCUGUCAUAUGCUAGAGUAAGACAUUUCAUAUUUGCACAUAUAGCAAUGAUAUCAAAACACGUAGUUUUUUUACUUUGUUGGUCACUUUUUCGGAAAAUUUUAUGACGACGAAAAUUUUCAAUUAACUUUCUACGUUAUGAAUAAUGUAAAUGCAUUCGUCCAGUUUUAUGUAUUAUAUAAAAAUUUUUUUCCAUUCCUAUAAGUGAAAAUGUAGGUAUUUUUGUUAAGUUUGAUAAUAAUUUAUUUAACUGAUUGUAUACGCUUGUAUAAAUAAUCAAAAUCAUUUAAGAAUCUCAAACAAUUAAAAGUGGGUGUUAUAAUGAAACCUAGCUGUGCUUGUUUGAUAAACUGUUUGUGUUUAUUUAUACAAGAAUGUGUAUUUUCUAUUUAAUAUUGUGAUAGCAUAAAUAUAUUCACAGUUUAAUAAUUCCUUUGUACUUGUAAGGACUAGAAUAAUAAUUCUGAAAUGUUCCGGUGCCGAAGCUUUAUAAACGAAUUUUUUUAAAAAAUUGAUGCCUUAUAUUCACCCACAUAAGAGGGGCAUUGUUACUGUUAAAAUCCUAAAUAAAAAUUUCCAACAUCAAA